Messenger RNA from Pygocentrus nattereri (red-bellied piranha), 4722 nucleotides. It is a transcript of the gene adra1ba, whose product is annotated as adrenoceptor alpha 1Ba. Gene Ontology annotation, cellular component: membrane. NCBI's taxonomy places the organism in Eukaryota, Metazoa, Chordata, Actinopteri, Characiformes, Serrasalmidae. Bases 1018 to 2538 code for a protein of 506 amino acids. The record is from RefSeq and is a predicted model, not a curated record. Gene Ontology annotation, biological process: positive regulation of cytosolic calcium ion concentration; cell-cell signaling; adenylate cyclase-activating adrenergic receptor signaling pathway. Gene Ontology annotation, molecular function: alpha1-adrenergic receptor activity. The transcript is spliced from 2 exons.
UCUGGCUGCUCUGCUGUGCGGUCUUUUGAGUCUGGCUUCUGAGGAGAUAGCAUGCGCUGGAUAUAACCUUCUCUUUUAUGCAAUUUAUUAAUGUUUCACUACCUGGAAUAGAACUGCUUGCAGAUGAUUACACAACAAAGAAAAAGAUUCAAUUAGGCUGAACUGAGCACCAGAGCAGUUCCUUAAAUGCAUUCCAUCCACUUAAAAGCAUGUUCAGCCAGAUGAAAUGAUAUAAUGUGCCAUAGAUUCACUCUCUGAAUAACCGCUUGUUUUUCAAGCCUGUGUAUUUUCUCCAAAUCUGAUUUUUGAGCACGCCAUCUGAGGUUCUUGUGUAACUUCCAGCAUUUGGACCAAAGUUAGCCGCACAACAGCGCAACAACCGUGUUAUUGUCCGCAUGUCCAUAACCUGAAAGGCAGGACGGCCCUAAAAAUAGAGCAGCUGACAGACGCUGGCACGCGCACGAGGUCUCAUUGUAUUAGAUUACCAAACAACACACGGAAGGAAAGCAGAGGGACUCCUUCUGACCAUAUUUUGCGCCCAUGGACGCUCCGAGUAGCUGUGGGAAAAAAGGCUCUUAGUGGUCCUUCAUGCGCUUGGCUGAAGUCACCAGUGAAGUUUGGCGUAGGGGACGGAGAGAGAGGGAGGGCAGGGGGGCGGGGGUGCUUGAGAGCGAGCGCAUGGAUGAAUGCAGGAGUGGUCAGCGGGGAUGCGUAGGGACAGUCUGGAACAGCAGAAGCACUGCAGAGCACUGCUGAGGAAAACAGCCACAGGACGUUUGUGAAUGGAGGGACCUGGACCAAACGUUCGCGUCACGUAGGAGAGCAUGGAGAACUUCGGCGCUGCGCGUUUUACGCGUCGUGCGCGUGCGAGGAAGACGUUUUUCAUAACGAGCUUAGGCGUUAGAACACGUGGUAACAGCCUAAUACUGCACGUGAAAUAGCCGAAAUACGUCCCAAAGAGGUGUGAGGGGGCAGAAAGCACACGAACUUACUCUGGUAUGGAGAAGGUUUGUCAAGAUGAACUCUGAUAUCAAUGACUUGUGGAAUAACGGCUCGUGGGAGCUGUACUUGCCAUCGCACGCGCCGCCAAACAUCUCCAACUGGACGGCAGGAAACGGGUCAGCCAGUGCCCCGUUCAGCCUGGCCAGGGCAGUGCCUCUGGCCAUGGUCCUGGGCGCUUUUAUCGUGUUUGCAAUUGUGGGGAACAUCCUGGUCAUCCUAUCCGUGGUGUGCAACAGGCACUUGCGCAUUCCGACCAAUUACUUCAUCAUAAACCUGGCUAUGGCUGACCUGCUGCUGGGCACCACCGUGCUGCCCGUGUCCGCCACCCUCGAAGUCCUCAACUACUGGGUGUUCGGCAGGAUUUUCUGCGACAUCUGGGCUGCAGUGGACGUCCUGUGCUGCACGGCGUCCAUCAUGAGCCUGUGCGUGAUCUCCAUAGACCGUUACAUCGGCGUGCGCUACCCCCUGCAGUACCCCAGCAUCGUGACGGAGAAGCGCGCGCUCCUCGCCAUGCUGGGCGUCUGGGUCCUGGCCAUCGUCAUCUCCAUCGGGCCCUUACUCGGAUGGAAAGAGCCGCCGUCUGAUGACGACACCAUCUGCCCGAUAACAGAGGAGCCUUUUUACGCGCUCUUCUCCUCUCUGGGCUCCUUCUACAUUCCCUUAGCGGUCAUCCUGGCCAUGUACUGCCGCGUCUAUAUCGUGGCCAAACGGACCACCAGGAAUCUCGAAGCAGGAGUGAUGAAGGAGCGCAUGGACUCGAGCGAGCUCACCCUCAGGAUCCACUGUAAAGGAGCUCAGGCGCAGGAGGAGUGCGGGGGAGCGGGGAAAGGAACCAACAGGAGCUCCCUCACCGUCAAGCUGCUGAAGUUCUCCAGAGAAAAGAAAGCAGCUAAAACUCUGGGGGUUGUGGUGGGCAUGUUCAUCCUCUGCUGGUUGCCCUUCUUCCUCGCGCUGCCCAUUGGUUCUUUCAACGCCAACCUGCGCCCUCCGGAGACGUUCUUCAAGGUGAUCUUCUGGCUAGGCUACUUCAACAGCUGCCUGAACCCGAUCAUCUACCCCUGUUACAGCCGUGAGUUCAAGCAGGCCUUCAUCCGGAUCCUGCGGUGCCAGUGCCAUCAGCGCAGACGACAGGGCUGGAGGUCAUACAACUACCGAUCACACAUGGGCCCCAGCAACCAGUCCUAUAUGGACAACAGCUCUAUUUGCAUGAAUGGCAGUCAGCAGACACUGGCCUCUGUGCAUCCCAGCCCACGCUUCUUCAGCAGAGGCAGUGGAUCUAACAGUGUGAAGGGCCAUUUACCAGGCUGGGGUCCUUGUGCCUCUUCCUCAAGCACGCUGUCUCAGAGACCAUUCACACCUCAGUUAGGCGCCAGCCCUGCGACUGCGCACCAGACUUUGAACAAAUCCAACCAGAUGUCUCUGCUUUUCCCUGGUGGGCCGCUGGCCAAAGAGGUGCUGCAUGCCAGUGGGCAGAAUGGUAAAGAAGAGUUGGAGCAAGGGCCAAAUACCAGGUCUACACCUGAAACUACCAUGUAGUUGGGUGCAGGCUGUCACAGCGGCGUUCAUGCCAAUGCUUGCUGCUUUUAUUUUGUACUGAUUUGACAAUCUUGUGGUAUCGUAGAAAUUCUUAUAGUGCAUGCUUGCAUUGUGAAUGACGUUCGGAGGCUCGAUGUAGCUACUGAUAUCAAACUGACAAAACAAAGUGGUCGUUGAGCCAAAUAUCUAAGUUUCCCUCUUACCUCAAAUGUAGCCAAUCAGCCAAGAUGUUCAGUAUGUUAACUUGGCUUCAUUACUUUUGCUCUGAUGCUACAAGGCUAUUGUAGCUUAACAAGCAAUGGAAGCUCAUACUAAACCAUUUAGCAUCAAGCUGAAUGGCUAAUUCAUUACACACUUACCUCAAAACAUACCUUGAAUAGACUUGCUUAUGAAGUUUCUGGAACUGUAUCAUAUGCUCUUACCUUAAAAAUUGGACAAGACUAUGUUACAGAGCUAACAACAGUACUAGCUUCUAUCUUAAGCAUGAUUGCCAGAUUGUUUCAAUAUUUAAGUGACUUGUACUGUACUGUACUGGCUCGUGUUGGUCUCCAGAUACUUGUGAGGUGUGGCCAUCAGCAUUGGAGACACAGGAAGAGAACUGAGUAAAGGGAGACUUCAGAAAAGGAACUGAAAUGGUCUUUAUAUUGUUUAUCAGUUAACGGUAUGUACUAUGUGUUUAUUCAGUUAUUCUGUGUCAGGGAGUGGAUGUAGUUAGUGUGGGUUGGUGUUCACCAUGAGAGCGAAGUGUAUAGCUAGUGGUGACCACCCCCGUGAGGUCGGCUGUGUAUGUGUUUUUCGCCUUGCUGUUUAAUAAAGAGCACUUAAUGCAGUGGAGUAGUGGUAUCCCAUGCAUAUUAAUCUGCGGUACAACAUUUCUGCCCACAAAAUAUCUGAAUACAGCAUUUAAAAAGUAUUGGAAGAAGUUGAAGUUCAGAAUUCUAACCAUAAUACUAAAUAAUACAGCAUUAAACUUCCAUGACUUCAGUAAUAAACUGCAGAAUAGGUUAAUCACAAAACUUCCCUGUAGAUAAGUAUUUUUUGCUACAUGGAACUGUUGGGUUUUUUUGUAUUUAUUGUCUCUGACAUGGAACAUCUAGUCUUUUAUGUCAUUUUUAGGCUCCAAUCAGAAAAGCAAAUAAUGAUAAUAUUCUAAACUGAUAAUAUUCUGAUCCUAUUUAAACUGACACUGAUUUUGAGGCUUCAAUUUGUAUGUAAUUUUUUUCAUUUUUACAGCACACAAUGUAUCACACAGUGCCAAAAACUGCAUAAACAGGUGUAUUUGAGAUUACUUAACAACCUCUUGCAGUUUGAGCCAAGUGUGUUAUGAUUAAGGCAUGCAGGCUAAAUUGGUGCUUAAUUCUUUCAGACGCUUAACAUACCUUGGCUGAUCAUCUAGGCAAGGGGGAAAUGAAAUUGUAUCAGUUGGAUUAUUGGCUGACCUUCGCUUGUGCUUUUUCUUUAUCUUGGACUACACUACUUACAUUUUGUCUGUUCUGUUUGUGCUGUGAGACUGAACAUUAUUAUGCACGGCACAAAGCCAAAAGGUUACAAUGAAGAGUGUAAUAAGACAAUGUGCAUGAACAAAGGCGGACCUCUGACCUUGCAUCCGCACUGCUCAUUACUCUCAUUACUUAGCAUAGGUGCUGAGCAGUUAGAAAGUUUUCCUCCUGAUUUAUUCUGUAUUUAUUUAUUCUCCUGUGCUGUUUUAUCUAGAUAUGCUGUGCAUUUGUGUGACAGUUUUUAUACAUACAUUUUUGGGGGGCGGGGAAAGACAUCAUCCAGAUGUCUAAUCCAUAAUACAUUUGUACCUUUAGUCAGUAGAUCUUUCUUUCGGCACUUCAUGCUCAGCCAGCAUCACUAAAGCACAUUAUGACACAUGGUCCAACGAAACGGAGACGUUCUGUAAAGGCAAACCAUUUUAUAUUUAUUCAUCCCUAUUUAUUAUAAGUUAUGUUCUUCACCUUUACUGUGGCAGUUGAUUGUAUAGAAAAGAAUAACCAGGUGUUUUUUAAAGAACAAAAGUGACCAUUAGAGAUUGAAGCUGUCCUGUAUAAAGUGAGUAUAUGUAUUGUUUUAUCAUAACUUUUUGCUCUUCCCAGUUGUACAUGCAAUGCAAGUCAUGAACUUUCCCCCUUCAGUUGUCUGGAGUAUUCGGUGAAAAUGUAAUAAAUUUGAUUGAUUGAG